UAAUGAAAUUGUUACUAACACUUCUUUUUUUAUCUGUAGUCCUAGGUUAAUAAGUACAAGAGGAGAAUGGAGUUUUAAUAUUGAACGAUUAAAAUUUUGAAUAUGUUCUGAAGAAAUAUGAAUUUGUAUUAAUAGAUUUCUAUGCUCAUUGGUGUGGACAUUGGUAUUAAUGAUAAAUAAUAUUUAGUCAUCAUUUAGCUCCAGUAUUUGCUUCAAGUGCAAGAUAAGUUAGAAAUCAGAAUGUUUAAUUUGCUAAAGUAAUAUACUUAAUUAAUUUAAGAUCAAUUGUCCUUAAUAUGAAAAUUUGUGUAGAAAAUAUUAAGUAACUGGAUUUCCAACCUUAAAAUUAUUUAGUGAUGGAUAAUUAUUAAUGGAAUAUCAAGGUGAUAGAACAGAAAAAGCUAUUGUUGAUUGGAUGAAAAAGAAAACAAGUAAUUUUUUAUUUAAUGAGUAUUUAAUAGAUAAGGGAUCUAUUGAAGCCAAGUCUUUAGAUUAAUUAAAGAAGUUUACAGAAUCUCCAAAUUUAGUUAUGGUAUUCUUUGGUGAAUAGAAAGAAUCUUAUGAAUUUAUGUAAUACUUUUAAUUCUCAUCGUAAUCACUAUAUUUUAUGUUAUUAGAAAAAAUAAACAUAUCUCAGCUAUGCAUACAUUUAAUUAAAACUUUGCUAAUGAAAUGAGAGCUUAGGUGCCAAGCAUUGUUAUUUAUAAACCUUAUGAUGAAAGAAAGGCUGCAAUUUUUGAUAAUUUUGAAAUUUCUUACAUAGAAUAAUUUAUUAAGAAACAUUCAUAUCCUGUUUUAAUGAAUUUUGAUAUUUAAGUAAGAAAUAAGAAUUUAAGUUUAUAGACAGCAAAAAGAAUAUUUAGAGGAGAUUAGCCAACAUUAUUCUUAGUAUAAAAUUCUUAAACAAAUCAAGCAGAAAAACAUUUAAUAUUAGCUUUAUCAAAAAUAAAAGAUUAAAUUCUUAUUUGCAUAGCUAAUACAGAUAACAAAUAUGGGUUGAGAUUGAUGUAAUAUUUUGGAAUUUAGAAUGGUAAGAAUGGAUACUUACUUUAUAGAUUAUCUCCCUUAGAUUGUGGCAUUUAAUCCAAUCUCUGAGACUUUUAAUUUAUUGAGUGAAAUUACAAAAGAUGGAAUCAUUAAUUUUACAUAAUCAUUCCUAGGACUCCAAUAGAAUUCAUAAAAAUAAGACUUAUGA
Molecule: messenger RNA, 1195 nt
Organism: Paramecium pentaurelia
Lineage: Eukaryota; Ciliophora; Oligohymenophorea; Peniculida; Parameciidae
Source: the annotation of a GenBank genome assembly